Molecule: messenger RNA, 4692 nt
Organism: Styela clava
Lineage: Eukaryota; Metazoa; Chordata; Ascidiacea; Stolidobranchia; Styelidae
Product: putative ATP-dependent RNA helicase DDX6
Molecular function (GO): nucleic acid binding; ATP binding; RNA helicase activity
Source: RefSeq, a predicted model, not a curated record
CAUAUUAUGGAAUGAAUCAUAAUUAAGCAGUUAUUUAAAGAAAUUUUUGAAUUUCUGCACAGUGCACUUCAGAGGAAACAGUUGUACAUCUUGAGUUUUUUGUGACUUUCUAACAGAACAUAAGUUCUACAUUGACUUAACAAUUUCUGUGGUGGUGAUCUCAGGGAAUUUGCGCAUUGAAUGCUGGUAAUUUUCUACAAAUUUAUCGCCCCUGUGGAACAGAUUUGAAUAAUGGCGAACGUUAUGCCACCAACUAAUCAGCAUAUGCCCUCAUCAGGGCACAAAUAUUCUGCUGGUAAUGGACCAAGCAGACAACCUUCUGCAAACUCAGUUCAAGGUUCUCGUCAACAGAACAAUAAGCCUGUUGCUAACUCUCACCCUCAAUCUGGCAAAGUUGGGGAAGGAGAAGAUUGGAAAUCAAAUUUACAUUUGCCACCAAAAGACAGAAGAAAGAAAACUACUGACGUUACAGCGACUAAAGGAAAUGAAUUUGAAGACUUCUGUCUCCAGCGAGAAUUAUUGAUGGGUAUUUUUGAAAAAGGCUGGGAGAAACCUUCACCCAUUCAGGAAGAAAGCAUUCCUAUCGCAUUAUCUGGUCGAGAUAUUUUAGCAAGAGCUAAAAAUGGCACUGGAAAAUCUGGUGCCUAUCUGAUUCCUUUGUUGGAAAAAUGUGAUAUGUCAAAAGAUUAUGUUCAAGCCAUGGUUUUGGUGCCAACACGUGAACUGGCAUUGCAGACAUCACAAAUUGCCAUUGAAAUGAGCAGGCACAUGGGAAAUUUAAAUGUGAUGGCCACAACUGGAGGAACCAACUUAAGAGAUGAUAUUCUCAGACUUGAAAGCAAUGUCCAUGUUAUCAUUGCCACUCCUGGAAGAAUUUUGGAUCUAAUGGGUAAAGGAAUUGCUAAAGUUGACCACUGCAACAUAAUGGUAUUGGAUGAGGCUGAUAAACUACUUUCACAAGAUUUCAAACGCAUGGUCGAUGAUAUUGUGUCUUUCUUUCCACUUAAUCGACAAAUCCUGCUAUUUUCUGCUACUUUUCCCUGCUCAGUGAAAGAAUUUAUGGGGAAGCAUAUGAAGAAGCCAUAUGAGAUAAAUUUGAUGGAUGAGCUAACUCUGAAAGGAGUCACUCAAUAUUACGCUUUUCUUGAAGAAAAAAACAAGGUUCAUUGUUUGAACACCUUGUUUUCCAAGUUGCAAAUCAAUCAGUCAAUAAUAUUUUGCAACUCUACUCAUCGUGUUGAAUUACUGGCAAAGAAAAUCACUGAACUUGGAUACUCAUGCUUCUAUAUUCAUGCCAGGAUGAAGCAGGAUUAUCGCAAUCGCGUUUUCCAUGAUUUUCGACAAGGCCUCUGCAGAAAUCUUGUUUGUAGUGAUCUUUUCACAAGAGGAAUUGACAUACAAGCUGUUAAUGUUGUGAUCAACUUUGAUUUUCCAAAAAUGUCAGAGACUUAUCUACAUCGCAUUGGACGAUCAGGACGAUAUGGCCACCUUGGACUUGCGAUCAAUCUCAUAACUUACCAGGAUCGUUUCAGUUUGAAGGCAAUUGAGGAUGAAUUGCAUACUGAUAUAAAACCCAUUCCUCCUGUCAUCGACAAAUCACUUUACGUUGCCGAAUUCUCUCAGGAAGAAAACGAUGACAGCAAAAAAUCUUAAAUUAAGUAUCGUGUAUUCUUAAAAUACCUGAGAGUAGCGUAUUUGUUCAAAUAUCUGCCAAAAUAAGGUCAAAGGAAUGCCCCAAAUUCAUCAUUUUCCUUUCACAAGUCCGAUGCUGAACCAAGAUCAUUAAAUUGUGAUUACAGUAGUAUUGACUAUGAUUGCUGGGAGUACUUAUGCCGAAAUAAUAUCAGCUGAAACGAUAUUCAAAACUUUUGCUAUUUUAUUAUCCACUCCACUCUAAGAAAAGAGUUAUUGUAAUCUGUUUGAGUUGAUUCUGUCGUUUUGCAACUGCAUAAUAAUUUUGUUGCCCCAGUUAAAAAAAUAUACCAAAACUUGGGCAAAAGUUUAAUUAAUUGUCCAGGGCACCUUUUAGCUUUAUCUUAAAUUGCCCCCAUGCCAAGCUGGUUAUUUAAAAAGGAAAUAUCAACAUUGCUAUGGAGUUUGGAUAUUGCUCCUUGACAAAAAUGAUCAAAUUAUUCAGUUUCAAGCUAUUCUUCAGAGGGGCUGACUUUGACCUUCAUUCUACACUUUUUUAUUGUAUUGAAUUUAACUUUUAUUGUAAAAAUUGUCUUUUGUUUUUUCAUUUGAGAUAAUAUCAUUGUCUCUCGAUUUACAGUACAUUAGUCUUAUGAUUUAAAUACUUCUCAUUAAUUCAAUUUAGGUCACAGUCGGAUCAUAACUAACUGACCCACUUCUCUGAUUCUAUUAAAAGCAACUGUUUCAUACAAGCCACAUCAGGUUUCGAGCAAUUUCGUAUGCAAUAAACAUUACGAAGCGAUAUACCCAUUUAAAUAAUGUAUUUUAUCAAUAUUCAACAAACCACGUGUCUGUUGUUUCUUAAAGUAGCAUUUUUGGCAUGUUCAAUUUGAGUUGCUGCUUUGUAAAUGGUUUUACCAUCAACUCAUUCUGUCAAUAUUUACUGACUCCUAUGUUGCGAUGCAAAUUUCAACAAUUAUUCAUUUCUGAAGUUAACAAUUCAAAUUGAAACCAUGAUGCCCCCAAAAUUGCUACUUUUUCAUCAGUUUUCAAACUUCAACAUUAUUGCAUAUUGACUUGAAUAUAAUUUCUAGGAUUUUGUUUAUACCAUUGCAUGUGAAAGUGUAUUUUCAUUACCACAUGUGUGGCUGGCCACAAAGUCUAACCAGGUAUUGUUUGGUGCUUGUUUUUAAUGUUUUUUGGACAGAAGCAUUACUUGCUGUUAUCCGGGUUAAUGCUAUGUUCCAUUUUAUGACUUUGUAUUCUGCCUAAGCCUGUUUCCGCUAUUUGGUUUUGCAAUCCACAGUGAACAAGAUUGCAGAAAAAUUGCCCCUUGCAACAUGAAUGCCGCGAGACGCCUCAAAAACUACUCAACAUUAACUUUUGUCUGAAGCAUAUGAGAAUAGUACUAAAUGGUACAAUGUUCAGUGAAACCAAGAUAAAGCUGAUCAAUCCGGAAGGAGAUUUUUGAAGAAUGGCCAGGUUACGGCGAGGUGGUCUGAACUAAACCGGUAUCAUGUUGGGGUGGCAGAUCAUAAUAUAUAUGAGUUUAAGAUAUCAUACAAUCUUUUUCCAACUUGGUUUUGGCGUGAUUUUUGUAAAUAGUUCCUUGAUAGACCUUGAUGCAGAAAUAAGGUUGUAUUCAAACGAUACAAUCUUUCAAGUUCAUCCUCGUUGGGCAACCUUGCAUUUUGCAGUUUAAUAUUUUCAGUCUGGUUCUAGCAUGGUAAACAAAUUGAAAAAACAAAACAAACUCAUCUUCUCCCAUCUUGUUAUGGUUAGUAAUUGCCAAAACGGUUUUACCACAAUAGAUAUUUGCAUAAAACUAGCUCUACGUUUGCUACUUCAUUUCCCCGUCUUUUUGAGUGAAUCAAGAGGACGAGUAAUAUUUUAAUUUGAUGAGUAGUAUAUUUUUUUAUUCCACCUUUUUUUCGCUUUGCCAUUGCUGCCAAGCGAGCUUGUGUUGUUUAACCAUUCCUCUAAACUAUGAGAUAGUUAAAACUUGACAUUCGGAUCAUACCAAACUAAGCAAAAUUGACUAGAAAAAUCAGACUUUAAGAGCCCUAUCUUUUCUCAUCUAGAUUUGUGUAUGACCUGUAUGUCAAGUUUUUUCUAUCAUUGUAUUUGCCUAUCCUUGCACUGUGCAAGUUAAAUUUUUUGCUACUGGCUUAUCACUUGGGCAUAGUGGUUUGCCAUUGAAGCACGCUCUGUCUUGCAUUCAUACUACGGAAAAAUACUAAAUUUAAUACAUGGUUUGAAAUUGAAAAUCUUGAUCGAAUUCAAAAUUUACAUGGCGUGGUGAGAUGUGUGGAUGCAAGUACAGAAGCAAUUCAAACUCUGUGGUCGGACUGUUAAAAUCUAGUUUGACACGAGAUAAUGGUUCCCAUCAUGGCUCUUCAGUAGAGUAAAUGCUAAGCCCACUUAUGCUGUAAUUUGUUGUGCAUGGGGGAAUCCAUAAGAAAAUGUUCUUUUGCAUGUUUUUCAUUCAAUUGGGCAGAGGUAAAUCAAUUACAAGUGGCUUAUUCUCUAUCCAUAUUGGCUGAUGAUCAUAUUUUUGGAUAUCUUUCUAUGGGCAAGCUCAACAAGUUGCAGGAAGAGAGACUUUGCAUUAUGUUGUUAUAAAGAAUGUACUUAAGCAUUGGGAUGCACUUUAACAUUGAAAAUCUUAUUUACUAAGUUUUCCAAAUGUUAGAUGCGUUUCACUUUCAUUUCCCCAAACCUCUAAUUUGUUCAUCUAUUUGGGCUGUAAAAUUCGUUUUUAAACUUACACUGACAGUUCUUGAUCAAGUUCCAUUUUGAUUUUUCACUGAAACAAUUUUCGACUUAUAGAAAGUCAGUGGUCUACAUGCCUAUGAAAUCGCAAUUAUAAUGGCAACAUUUAGAAAAUUUCCCAAACAAUUAAUUUCUGGUACUAUUCAUUUGGUAACACAAUAUAUUUUGGCAGCCCCUGGACGUAAGAAUAAGAACCCUGCACUGUAGUUGGUGGUGCACUCUUGAUGUAAUAGUGGUUUUCUGGUUUGUUUGAAAGAAAUAAAUGAUAUUACAGUGCAGUGACAAUCA